ACUCCCAACGCUCCCAUUUGUCUUCCUUCACCAUGAAGCUUAUGGACAAGUUCCUCUCUCCCAAAAUCAAAAGGACACCCUCAAAGAAAGUCAGUAAGCCGCCUUUAGAACAUGGCGUCAAGACUGCGGAGAAAUCUGCUAACAAGGUGUGUUUAAUGUCUGUAUUUCUCCCUCUACAUAGGCCUCAAGCUUUUGCUGUGCCCAUCUCAUAAAUUGCAAUUAGUUGUUGAUUUAUAUCCUACAAGAAACAGAGUGAGACUGUGAAGGCAGAGUGACAAACAAAGCCUCAUAUUAUGCAAUAAUCACACGACCAAGAUGCCAUUAAUGAAAGUAAUGCCAUGCCACCAAGUUCACGAUUGCUCUCACGUUGGCUUACUUUUGCAGAGUCUGAGUCGGUUAGAGGAGCACGAGAAAGAUGUGGUCAGUGCCUUGCGUUACUUCAAGACCAUCAUUGACAAGAUGGCGGUGGACAAGAAGGUGCUGGAGAUGUUACCAGGCUCUGCCAGUAAGGUCCUGGAGGCCGUCCUGCCUUUAGUCCAAGUGGACCCAAGGAUCCAGCACAGGUGAGUCUGGCCCAGGAGAUAUACAGUGCAUUCUGAAAGUAUUCAGACCCCUUGACUUUUUCCACGUUUUGUUACGUUACAGCCUUAUUCUAAAAUUGAUUAAAUUGUUUUUUCCCCAUCAUCAAUCUACACACAAUACCACAUAAUGACAAUGCAAAAUCAAGUUUUUAGAAAUUUUAGCAAAUGUAUUAAAAAUUAAAAACGGAAAUAUCACAUUUACAUAAGUAUUCAGACCCUUUACUCAGUACUUUGUUGAAGCACCUUUGGCAGCGAUUACAGCCUUGAGUCUUUUUUGGUAUGACACUACAAGCUUAGCACACCUGUAUUUGGGAAGUUUCUCCCAUUCUUCUCUGCAGAUCCUCUCAAGCUCUGUCAGGUUGGAUGGGGAGCGUCGCUGCACAGCUAUUUUCAGGUCUCUCCAGAGAUGUUAGAUCGGGUUCAAGUCCGGGCUCUGGCUGGGCCACUCAAGGAAAUUCAGAGACUUGUCCUGAAGCCACUCCUGCAUUGUCUUGGCUGUGUGCUUAGGGUCGUUGUCUUGUUGGUAGGUGAACCUUCGCCCCAGUGUGAGUUCCUGAGCACUCUGGAGCAGGUUUUCAUCAAGGGAUCUCUCUGUACUUUGCUCCGUUCAUCUUUCCCUCGAUCCUGACUAGUCUCCCAGUCCCUGCCACUGAAAAACAUCCCCACAGUAUGAUGCUGCCACCACCAUUCUUCACCGUAGGGAUGGUGCCAGGUUUCCUCCAGACGUGACGCUUGGCGUUUAGGCCAAAGAGUUAAAUCUUGGUUUCAUCAGACAAGAGAAUCUUGUUUCUCAUGGUCUGAGAGUCCUUUAGGUGCCUUUUGGCAAACUCCAAGCGGGCUGUCAUGCCUUUUACUGAGGAGUGACUUCCGUCUGACCACUACCAUAAAGGCCUGAUUGAUGGUGCUGCAGAGAUGGUUGGCCUUCUGGAAGGUUCUUCCAUCUCCACAGAGGAACUCUGGAGCUCUGUCAGAGUGACCAUCGGGUUCUUGGUCACCUCCCUGACCAAGGCCCUUCUCCCCGAUUGCUCAGUUUGGCCGGGCGGCCAGCUCUAGGAAGAGUCUUGGUGGAUCCAAACUUCUUCCAUUUAAGAAUGAUGGAGGCCACUGUGUUCUUGGGGACCUUCAAUCCUGCAGACAUUUUUUGGUACCCUUCCCCAGAUCUGUGCCUCGAUGCAAUCCUGUCUCAGAGCUCUAGAGACAAUUCCUUUGACCUCAUGGCUUGGUUUUUGCUCUAACAUGCACUGUCAAUUGUGGGACCUUAUAUAGACAGGUGUGUGCCUUUCCAAAUCAUGUCCAAUCAAUUGAAUUUACCACAGGUGGACUCCAAUCAAGUUGUAGAAACAUCUCAAGGAUGAUCAAUGGAAACAGGAUGCACCUGAGCUCAAUUUCGAGUCUCAUAGCAAAGGGUCUGAAUACUUAUGUAAACAGGGUAUUUCUGUUUUUAUUUUUAAUACAUUUGCAAAAAUGUCUAAAAACAAAUGUUUUUGCUUUGUCAUUAUAGGGUAUUGUGUGUAGAUUGAUGGGAUUUUUCUUUUUUUAAUCCAUUUUAGAAGAAGGCUGUAACGUAACAAAAUGUGGAAAAAGGGAAGGGGUCUGAAUACUCUCCGAAUGCACUGUAUCUGGAGCUUGCUGGCCCAUUGAGGGUUUUUAGACAACGCUUCAACUGUCACGAGAUGAGGUCCAGCCAAAUGUAAUUUAAGGUUGCUGAUUAUAUUAGUUUUAAGGUUGAAAUGAUAAAGGAACCUUCAAAGACUGAUACAGAAUCGCCAACCAACCAUGGAGUGUUUUUGUCAGUCUGUUAGCCUCAUCUUUCCUCUUGGGUGUUCACAGCUCAGCGGUGUCCUCCUGUCUGAACCGUGUGUACCAGAGUCUGGGCAAUCUCAUCCGUUGGUCUGACCAAGUCAUGCUGGAGGGGGUCAACCUGGAAGAUAAAGAAACCAUCGUUACCGUCACCACUGUGAUCAAGGCAGUGCUUGACGGUGUUAAGGUAACGUUAGCAUACCAGACCGUCACCACUGUGAUCAAGGCAGUGCUUGACGGUGUUAAGGUAACGUUAGCUUACCAGACCGUCACCACUGUGAUCAAGGCAGUGCUUGACGGUGUUAAGGUAAUGUUAGCAUACCAGACCGUCACCACUGUGAUCAAGGCAGUGCUCGGCGGUGUUAAGGUAACGUUAGCAUACCAGAAAACAAGUAAACAUGAAAUGUGAGACGUCACAAAGGAUGUGUACCAUUUAAUGCACCUUAUGUUUUUUGGGGAAACAGUAGCUAGCCGAGUACUUAGUACUCUGGGUAAGAGAUGGUGAAAAUGGCUGUGAAGUUGGCUAGCAUUUAUUAACUGCACACGGUGAUUGUCCACAGGAGCUGGUGAAACUGACCAUAGAGAAACAGGAGCAUCCUUCCCCCACGUCUCCUGUCAAACCAGUGCCACCGGCCACCCCACCCGAGAGGUGAGUGAGCCACGGAGGACAUCAAUACACUCCUCCACUAACCUCAUUCUCUCAUAUAUAUGUACUGAACAUAUCAGAUACUUGUGAUUUGAUGGUAAUUGUACAAGAUGUAAACAACAUCAGUAAACAACUUCCAUACCCACAGUGCUGCCGACCCGCCUGCCAAUGAGAAAGAGAGUCUGGACAAGAGCUCAGCCACGGCCCAAUCUACGGAAGUCCUGACUGAACCCACUGGAGAGGAGGAAGAGGUGGUUGCCCCGCCAAAACCCCCUCUCCCUGGUCUCAAGAUGGCUGAACACAAGUAAGAGCUCAUUUCAUGGAGAUAGUGUCAGUUUCAUAGCUUCAAUACAAUACAGUAGUUCAUCAAUGGAGCCCCCCUCUAUCACUGGCCCAGACAUGUCAAUAAGUCGCUUCAGGCAAGUCCAAGUCAAGUCUCAAGUAUCUCUCCUCUCUUUCUUCAGAUGGCACAAUGUUAAAUGGCACAGAGUCAGAGCUGCAUAUCAAUAUCAUGAUCCACACAGGACACCAUUGCAUUCAGACUUAAUAAACUGCUUCGGAAUGGGAAAAGUUAACCCUUCAUAAGAUCAUAUUUUCAUUGACUGCUCUCAGUCACAGCACAAGUCAGGGUCAAGUCUGAACUGAAGUAAAUGCAGUAGCCAAGUCGCAAAUCACUGUUUAGCCACUGACUCAAGUCCCCAACUCUGUAUACAUUUACAUUUACAUCAUUUAGCAGACGCUCUUAUCCAGAGCGACUUACAAAUUGACAAACAGGAUGAGCCACAACAUGGGAGGCAGGGAGGCCGCAAAGCAUGAUGGGACAACAAGAGUGUGGGACAUUAAUAUCUGCCCGAGUAUUACUCCAACAACAUUACCUUGAACAUUCAUCAACCUACUCAAUUAGAAUGAGGAGGGAACUUUAAACAAAUCCAUACCGCUGCUGUACUAGUAUACUUGUUAGGCCUGCCAAUAGCGCAGCACACAGCUCUGUUGAAGCCUUAGCCCACACCAAUUUAUCAACAAAAGAAACGCUCAUUGUAUACCACUCAUCACGUUGAAUGUCCUUGGAUUACAGGCCAAUGUGCUUGCCGCUUGUCUCUUUACAAGAAGACAGAAGUACAGUAGCUGGGAAACAGUGUGUUAUAAGUAGUCUUGAUUCUUUAGAAAGCUUUAAUGUCUUUGAAGGGUGUAAUAAAGGGAGGUGUCAGAAAUUAGACUUCCUCUGGUGAGAGAACUGUCACGGCACCGUCUCUGAGGCGCUUUUCUUUUGGGAGAAACUGGGCUCGGCAGAGGCUUGCGAGUUUACAGCCAGAGAAUGACGACAAGGAAUGGAAAUGGACCAGAUUCCAGAGCCCACCACAAACACACUGGAAAGCAGCACAUCCAGACACUUAUAAAUUCUAAAAGGCUCUCUGUCUUUCCUUGUGCUCCGAACAGUAGCUCUCUGAAUUUUACCUUGCCAGCAGCAGGAGCGGGUAGCUCUCUGAAUUUCACCUUGCCAGCAGCAGUUGCAGGUAGCUCUCUGAAUUUCACCUGGCCAGCAGCAGGUGCGGGUAGCUCUCUGAAUUUCACCUUGCCAGCAGCAGUUGCAGGUAGCUCUCUGAAUUUCACCUGGCCAGCAGCAGGUGCGGGUAGCUCUCUGAAUUUCACCUGGCCAGCAGCAGUUGCAGGUAGCUCUCUGAAUUUCACCUGGCCAGCAGCAGGUGCGGGUAGCUCUCUGAAUUUCACCUUGCCAGCAGCAGUUGCGGGUAGCUCUCUGAAUUUCACCUUGCCAGCAGCAGGUGCGGGUAGCUCUCUGAAUUUCACCUUGCCAGCAGCAGGUGCGGGUAGCGCUCUGAAUUUCACCUUGCCAGCAGCAGGUGCGGGUAGCUAUCGGCAGCAGUCUGUGUGUCUUACGCAAGGGCACACUGCAGAUUUUGUCCUUGUUCUAUUUUUGUCUUAAUUAUUAUUAUUUUUUCUCUUCCCUGGGGGCUUUCCUUGCCCCCCUCACCCCCACCCUACUCCCUAAAUGGCAGAGAGGAUAUCCUCCACCUCCUCACCACCACGGCUGCCUGCCCUGCACAUUCCAUCUUGUCAUUGGGCCAUCUGUGUGCACUGCGGUGUGGAAACAGUUAAGUAGCUGCUGCUCUCUCCACCGCUAUCUGUUUGUGGAGGGGGAAAAAGCAGCCAGGCAGUGACCCGUGCACUACACGUUUUUCCAUAGUGAUGCUACUUCAGAAGGCUCUCGGAAAGUGUCAGAUAUUGUAUAUUAUCUCUCAACCCACCCAGGCCAGUGUCAGUGCAGUAUUUUCCUUCACCAGACAUACUACACAGUACAUACUACACAGGACACACAGAAGAAGUGGAUCAGUCAGUGUACUGCGGCUAGGACUGCAUGCUUGGCUUUUGGAAUACUUGGCAUUGAUGGACAUUGAACACUGGACAUUGUACCCUGCCUCAUUUAAAUGAUGUCCCCUUCUUCUCCCCCUCCAGUCCUCCUGCUCUCCCUCCAAAGAAGCGCCAGUCUGCCCCCUCCCCCACCCGGGUGGCAGUAGUGGCCCCCAUGAGCCGCGCCACCAGUGGCUCCAGUCUUCCCAUGGGCAUCGGCCUCCACAAACAGGUACAGUGGCUCCAGUCUUCCCAUGGGCAUCGGCCUCCACAAACAGGUACAGUGGCUCCAGUCUUCCCAUGGGCAUCGGCCUCCACAAACAGGUACAGUGGCUCCAGACUUCCAUGGGCAUCGGCCUCCACAAACAGGUACAGUGGCUCCAGACUUCCAUGGACAUCGGCCUCCACAAACAGGUACAGUGGCUCCAGACUUCCAUGGACAUCGGCCUCCACAAACAGGUACAGUGGCUCCAGUCCUCCCAUGGGUUUCGGCCUCCACAAACAGGUACAGUGGCUCCAGUCCUCCCAUGGGUUUCGGCCUCCACAAACCGGUACAGUGGCUCCAGUCCUCCCAUGGCUGUCGGCCUCCACAAACAGGUACAGUGGCUCCAGGAAGGAGCAGCUGCACACACACGCUGGGGCUGUGUCAGUAAUGGCACCAUAUUCAAUAUAGUGCACUACUUUUGACCAGGCCCCAUAGGGAAUAAGGUGCCAUUUUGGAUUGUGCUAUGUUUUACACCGUCGUGAGACAUAUAUCAGCCAUUUCUUGCACUCUUUCUUUUUUGGGGGCUAUUAUGUAUUUUUCAACAAAUGCUAAUAAAACGGGUCUGGUCACCGCUCUCUGGUUGGCAGGAGUACGAGGUGGAUGCACUGCAGCGACGCUUCUCUGGGGGCAGCCAUUACUACGGAGGGGAGUCGCCGCGCCUAUCCCCCUGCAAUAGCAUGGGCAAGCUGAGCAAGUCCGACGAGCAGCUGUCCUGGACAGUGGACAGUGGGCAGUGCUCACGCAACACCAGCAGUGAGACUCUGGGUGAGAGCCUGACACACACAGACUACGGUUGGGCAUGAGUACUCAAACGGACGUCAAAGCUCGAUCUUUAACCAGAGAUCAAUUUUUUUCCUUCAAAUACUGUACAACUAUUUAGUGGAAGGUGCUUUGUGGCUGCCCGGGCAAGUAAAAUGUUGUCUUUAAGACAACGUUAAUUUGCUUUGACUCGUGUUCCAUUUGUACAUGUGCAUUUCGUGUCUCAUUCACUCAAUUGCAUUCCAACCGCUCCCUCCACACAUGCGUGCUGAGUGCGCACACAAGCUCCCGCUAGGCCUAUUGAAAUACAGUGGGGGAAAAAAGUAUUUAGUCAGCCACCAAUUGUGCAAGUUCUCCCACUUCAAAAGAUGAGAGAGGCCUGUAAUUUUCAUCAUAGGUACACGUCAACUAUGACAGACAAAUUGAGGAAAAACAUUCCAGAAAAUCACAUUGUAGGAUUUUUAAUGAAUUUAUUUGCAAAUUAUGGUGGAAAAUAAGUAUUUGGUCAAUAACAAAAGUUUCUCAAUACUUUGUUAUAUACCCUUUGUUGGCAAUGACACAGGUCAAACGUUUUCUGUAAGUCUUCACAAGGUUUUCACACACUGUUGCUGGUAUUUUGGCCUAUUCCUCCAUGCAGAUCUCCUCUAGAGCGGUGAUGUUUUGGGGCUGUCGCUGGGCAACACAGACUUUCAACUCCCUCCAAAGAUUUUCUAUGGGGUUGAGAUCUGGAGACUGGCUAGGCCACUCCAGGACCUUGAAAUGCUUCUUACAAAGCCACUCCUUCGUUGCCCGGGCGGUGUGUUUGGGAUCAUUGUCAUGCUGAAAGACCCAGCCACGUUUCAUCUUCAUGUAUGGGUGGUCCUCUGUAGCUCAGCUGGUAGAGCACGGCGCUUGUAACGCCAAGGUAGUGGGUUCGAUCCCCGGGACCACCCAUACACAAAAAUGUAUGCACGCAUGACUGUAAGUCGCUUUGGAUAAAAGCGUCUGCUAAAUGGCAUAUUAUUACAUAUUAUAUUAUUAUCUUCAAUGCCCUUGCUGAUGGAAGGAGGUUUUCACUCAAAAUCUCACGAUACAUGGCCCCAUUCAUUCUUUCCUUUACACGGAUCAGUCGUCCUGGUCCCUUUGCAGAAAAACAGCCCCAAAGCAUGAUGUUUCCACCCCCAUGCUUCACAGUAGGUAUGGUGUUCUUUGGAUGCAACUCAGCAUUCUUUGUCCUCCAAACACGACGAGUUUAGUUUUUACCAAAAAGUUAUAUUUUGGUUUCAUCUGACCAUAUGACAUUCUCCCAAUCCUCUUCUGGAUCAUCCAAAUGCACUCUAGCAAACUUCAGACGGGCCUGGACAUGUACUGGCUUAAGCAGGGGGACACAUCUGGCACUGCAGGAUUUGAGUCCCUGGUGGCGUAGUGUGUUACUGAUGGUAGGCUUUGUUACUUUGGUCCCAGCUCUCUGCAGGUCAUUCACUAGGUCCCCCCGUGUGGUUCUGGGAUUUUUGCUCACCGUUCUUGUGAUCAUUUUGACCCCACGGGGUGAGAUCUUGCGUGGAGCCCAAGAUCGAGGGAGAUUAUCAGUGGUCUUGUAUGUCUUCCAUUUCCUAAUAAUUGCUCCCACAGUUGAUUUCUUCAAACCAAGCUGCUUACCUAUUGCAGAUUCAGUCUUCCCAGCCUGGUGCAGGUCUACAAUUUUGUUUCUGGUGUCCUUUGACAGCUCUUUGGUCUUGGCCAUAGUGGAGUUUGGAGUGUGACUGUUUGAGGUUGUGGACAGGUGUCUUUUAUACUGAUAACAAGUUCAACAGGUGCCAUUAAUACAGGUAACGAGUGGAGGACAGAGGAGCCUCUUAAAGAAGAAGUUACAGGUCUGUGAGAGCCAGAAAUCUUGCUUGUUUGUAGGUGACCAAAUACUUAUUUUCCACCAUAAUUUGCUAAUAAAUUCAUUAAAAAUCCUACAAUGUGAUUUUCUGGAAUUUCUUUCCUCAAUUUGUCUGUCAUAGUUGACGUGUACCUAUGAUGAAAAUUACAGGCCUCUCACAUCUUUUUAAGUGGGAGAACUUGCACAAUUGGUGGCUGACUAAAUAUGUUUUUCCCCCACUGUAAAUGCCUAUAAAAAAUAUAUCUAACUGAUGGGUUACAUAAUCUACAUUCCUUGCCAAAUGAUGACAGUUUCAUCACAAAUCCAAAAUGGACUGGUUGAUUGAAGUAGGAAAAUAUGUGUUCCAACACCGAGCUACAGUUUUUGAAUAAUUGCGUCGCGUCUAUUUUACGCUUAAGCUACUUUGCGAACUGCUAAUGCCAUUUAGAGUUGGUUAGCCUAGACUAUAACCCCCCUAAACAUAGACAGGUUCCACACUGACAAUAUGCAAAAACAUUAGUUUGAUAAAGAGCGUAUUUUCAUCAGAAUCAUUAAGCAUAUGCCUACUCACCAAACAGAUUUCGUGGCCGUAAUUCAUCACAUGCAGUGUUCAAUGUGGAAUUGUUCAUUUUGAAAAUUCCAAAGAAGAGGCAGAAUAAACUAAAUCGAACGUCUGUAUAUCGAAAAGAAGACAAAUGUUGGUUUGUAACCCAGAUUUAUUUUCUUCUUUCAACUCAACCAAAUUGAGCCCCGUUUCAAAUGUCACUCUGAGAAUACUGUAACUGCUCCAGGCAUGAGAUGCUCAUCACUUCAAACUAAUACCUUUAUUCACUUGGAAAAAUAGUGUGUUUCUAUUUUAUUCUGUUAGAUUACGUCAUGUUUUUUAAAACUAUAAAAUAGGUGUGUCUUGACUGUGAUAAGGGCUCUGGAAAUAAGAGCGUCUGUCUGCUAAAUUAACAAAACAAGGCUAUGCCAUUGCACAGCCAUAGGUUUCUACAAGCAAGCGCCACUGCUGAGGUUACAGCCUUUUUGAAGAUUGUGUUCCACGAUAUAAUACAAUAACAAGUUGAUAUUACGGUUUCAAUAAAUUAAUCUUACAUGGCACUUGCUUUUUUAUUGAGGCAAUUAGGAUUUGUUAUCUGUUAUGGUUAUGAUAAAUUACGCUUUGUUGUGAUCUUAUGACAUAUAGAUAAAUGCACAAAAAAACAUCCAGUGCGGGCCUUGUGUUGUAAUUAUUUUUAUUUUUUUCAUGCAAGUACUCGAACAGUCAAAACAUUUCAAAUGCCCAUCCCUAACACAGACACACAUGAAACUCACACACAACACAAACACAUAUGAGUUACAUGUUCCUGCACUGGCUUCACAGAGGCCUGGUUCGAGAGGAGCCACUAUGAUCCCAGCAGGAGAGGCCUGUCUCUUUGAUUAGGAGCACCGCUGUCACCACGGGAUCACCAUAGGUUGUCUUGAUGUGGCAGCCACAGUGUGUGGAAACAAGCCUGCUGCUGAUGCGUGUAAUGAGUCGACACACGCAGGCAGGAGCUUCCUGUUCCUGCCACCUCCAACAGCACAGAGCUUUGCUUACGAGCUGUGACCACCAUCCUGUGAGCAAAGAGACAAGACUUCACAGAGGCUGCAUCUCAAUAGUCUUUUAAGCGGCCUCCUCUCCUUCAUCUGCAUCAGUCUUGAAACAGGAUAGCAGGGAGGAGAGCAAUAUGGUGGAUGCCUACUGGGAAUUUGUUGAGGAGAGGAAGCCAUGCGACGGUAUUGAGAUGCAGCCUCAAAAAGUCUUAAGCUGUAAUACCACAGCUGACACCUUCUGGGACCGGGGACAAGAGAGUGAGGGUUGUCAGGGCGAUAAGAUGGGGGGGAAUUGGGAAUGAAAUCCCAAUUCCCCCCCAAUCAAAAUAGAUUCUGCCAAUGUGUUUGUUGUGCUCCUGUUGUUCAGAGUGGGGUUUGUAGAGAAAAGUGCCCUUUAUGCCAAAGUGACAGUGUGGCUUUGUUUUCAAUGCUCUGUGUGGUGACUCACCUGUCCCCCCCUGUCUCUUUCUCUCUCCCCCUACUCCCCUCCACAGACACCACAGACCACUACGACCCGGACUACGACUUCCUGCACCAGGACCUGUCCAGCCUGGAGCACAUGACUCCUGUGCCGGUGGGGGGGUGCCUCAGCCCCCUGCCCGAGUUCCACAGUGAGUCUUCCUCCCCCUGCCCUGGCCCCGGCCCGCCGCUGGCACAGCCCCACUUCAGCCUCCCCUCCCCCCAGCCAUCCUUCCAGGGCUCCUCCGUGUCCCCCCUCUACUCCCGCAUGACUCCCGCCCCGCCACCCCCUGCCCUGCCGGAAAAGAAGCGGCGAGGUGGCGCCUGCUCGGGCUUUUCCGAAAGCUCCUACUCGGGCUCCUCCUGGCGCGUCUCCUUUGAGCGCCACCCAUCCCAGUACGACAACCUCAUGGAGGAGGACCUACCGCCUGUGCCCCCCUUCCCCCUGUUCACGUCCAACAUCUCGCCCCUGUGCAAUGCCGCCGGGGGGUUUGUGUCCGAGUUCAGCGCCAGCGAGACGACAGACGUACCUCAGAGUCCACCGCCACUCCCAGAGAAGAAGAGCCGUCACAGUGAGUAUCUGAUGUCAGGGGGAGAGAGAGAGGAUUCAUAAAAAGCCUUAUACAAACUCUACUGUUACCAGGAUUUAGAAACUUAGGGUUUUCAAAUUCAAGCUCCAAAUAUCAAUCAAAUUCAAUCAAAUGUAUUUAUAAAGCCCUUUUUACAUCAGCAGAUGUCACAAAGUGCUAUACAGAAACCCACCCUAAAAACCCAAACAGCAAGCAAUGCAGAUGUAGAGGCACAGCGGACUAGGCCCCUUAGGUAUGUCUGUAAAGCACAUGGAGGCCUACUGCUGUGCUAGAAUGAUAAAACCACAGAAUUAAAUAGAACUGGCCCUGUGCGUGUGUGGUGGGUGUGGGUGUGUGCACACUGAUGGCAGGGCUCCUAGCUGUGGACACACAGACACACACACAUGGAGGCCUGGAGGUUUCACUUAUGCCAGCCCUGUGAGCUCACAUGAAAUAAUGCCUUUGUUGAUGGAAUAUGUCAGUGAAAAGAGGAGUGGCCGUGCAGGAAAUGAGCUUGUGCUGAAUGUCCCUCUCAGGGGAUGGGUGGCCAUAACUAUGUAGUAAUCAGCACAUUCGAUAUGUUCAGUAGCUUUAUAAAGAGCUUAAAGCCAGGACCAGCAGGUUUGGCUGCACUUGUGCCUCCCCUGGCCUGUUUAUUUAGAUUUCCAACAGCUGAGCACUGUUCUAAUGACUAAAUGGUCAGGGUUUCUACAGGGCUAGCAUUGUCAUCUCCCCCAAAAUACGAUUUUCUUGUUUUAAAAUUGUAUUUUAUACACACCGUGACCAUUGUUCAUUCAACAGUCAUUUUUUACAAUGUUAUAAUUUACAGGAUUGGAAGUGAAGUGCUCCGUUUAAACCAAAGUUUGACAUGUAGAUUAAAAACCGCUCCUCAUCUAAGCACCAUAACAAUGUUUUAUACUGUUUGGGAUACUCUGAAGAACACUGUCAUUAUCAUCUGCAAGCGCAUUGUCAUUGUAAUAUGCCCUGAUUUUUGGGGGGUCUGUGUCUGUGUGUGCAUAUGCGUACUUCUCACCCACACAGUACUGAAGUACAUGCAGUUUGUGGAGGACUACUCGGAGCCCCAGCCCUCGGUUUUCUACCAGAUGCCGCAGAGCGAGAGCAUCUAUGAGCAACGCAACAAGCGCUUCCAGGAAGUAUAUGGCUUCAACGACUCGUUUAGCAGCAGCGACUCUGUUCACGAGCCCCUCCCACCCCCGGCACUGCCACCCAAACAGAGGCAGCUGGUAAGCUACAGCCCCUCACCUCACACACUGAAGACACCCUGAGGCCUCACACUCACCAGUGUUACAGCAUACAGUACACCAGCCCAUCCACACAUCCUGUUCACCCACAUCCAUGGAUUUUGGCCCAAUACAUAUACAUUUCAGGAAACUAAUUUUCUUAUCAUAUAUUGCACCAAGUGUGUAGGAUUGAGUGGUGAGUGAGUCCAUUAUGUUUUAGCCCAUCCAAUAACAAUAGAUGAAGAAAAGCAGGGUGUUGAAAGUCCUGAACAUCCAAAUGACAAGCAGACUCUAGUGGUAACACAUCUCCAAACCCUACUUCAAUACAGAGGAAAAAAAUAUGUUUUAUUGUCACAUACACCAGAUAGGUGCAGUGAAAUGUGUUGCUUUACAGGAUCAGCCAUAGUAGUACGGCGCCCCUGGAGCAAACUAGUGCACUUUAGCCGAUUUAUCACCUUGUCGGCUCGGGUAUUCGAACCAGCGACCUUUCGGUUACUGGCCCAACGCUCUAACCGGUAGGCUACCUUCUGCAUCAGGAAAAAAAAAACAUAUUUAACAACAAAUACAAUCAGUGCAAUGGUACAAAUUACUACAAUUUCUCAGUCACAUGUUUUUUUUACCCCGAUGGCAGAAGACGAUUGUCCUUUUGUACAGACUUGUCCUCCAUGAUGUCUCAUCUUACAUCCCACCACAGUACUUAACUUUGUUUUCAUCAGUUUGGCCAUUGUUAUGUUUAUUUCAGGCCUCUGCAAGGCUGUAGAAGUUCACUUCCCAGAUUAAAGUCAAUGCCAUAAUCUCCCUACCAGACAUUCAUGGUUGGAAAAAGUAAUUUGCUCUGCCAGAAUAAAAAAUAUGAACCCGAUAUAAAUGAGUCAAUCUAUGCUCAAGGUUUAUCCAUGAUUACGGAUAUUUUUAAACAUAUCUAAAGCUGAUCAAAAUGUGGGAAACGAAAAUGUAACAUUUUUUCCUGAUAUUUGGCCUUGUGCAUUACUGCAUGCCAAGUUCAUAUUGGAUGAGGAUUAAGACGAAUCACAGAAUCCUCUGGGGAGCAGGGAAAUAAACAAGGAUUGGUUUGAACUUAAGCUAUAGAUAUAGGCAGGGGUGCAACUUUGGUUUUAGAAGUGGGGGGGGGGGGGACAAAAAUAAAAAAUGUAUCCAGUCUGAUAAACACUCCAAACAGCCUACCCGACCACUCGGAGGCGUCUGCAUGGUCCUAAAGCACACCGUUGCCUCGUUCUGUAUCACAUUCCAAUGAUAAAACUGGGGGGGUUGCGCCCCUGGAUGUAGGGAGGGAGAGAAAAGGGUGUUUGUGUUUCUGUGCUGGCUGUUGUUAACAGUCAUGUCCACAUUGUGUACAGUCGUGGUCAAAAGUUUUGAGAAUGACACAAGUAUUGGUCUUCACAAAGUUUGCUGCUUCAGUGUUUUUAGAUAUUUUUGUCAGAUGUUACUAUGGUAUACUGAAGUAUAAUUACAAGCAUUCCAAAAGUGUCAAAGGCUUUUAUUGACAAUUACAUUACGUUUAUGCAAAGAGUCAAUAUUUGCAGUGUUGACCCUUCUUUUUCAAGACCUCUGCAAUCCGCCCUGGCAUGCUGUCAAUUAACUUCUGGGCCACAUCCUGACUGAUGGCAGCCCAUUCUUGCAUAAUCAAUGAUUGGAGUUUGUCAGAAUUUGUGGGUUUUUGUUUGUCCACCUGCCUCUUGAGGAUUGACCACAAGUUCUCAAUGGGUUUAAGGUCUGGGGAGUUUCCUGGCCAUGGACCCAAAAUGUCGAUGUUUUGUUCCCCGAGCCACUUAGUUGUCACUUUUGCCUUAUGGCAAGGUGCUCCAUCAUGCUGGAAAAGGCAUUGGUUGUCACCAAACUGUUCUUGGAUGGUUGGGAGAAGUUUCUCUCAGAGGAUGUGUUAGUACCAUUCUUUAUUCAUGGCUGUGUUCUUAGGCAAAAUUGUGAGUGAGCCUACUCCUUUGGCUGAGAACAACACCACACAUGAAUGGUCUCAGGAUGCUUUACUGUUGGCAUGACACAGGACUGAUGGUAGCGCUCACCUUGUCUUCUCCGGACAAGCUUUUUCCCGGAUGCCCCAAACAAUCGGAAAGGGGAUUCAUCAGAGAAAAUGACUUUACCCCAGUCCUCAGCAGUCCAAUCCCUGUACCUUUUGCAGAAUAUCAGUCUGUCCCUGAUGUUUUUCCUGGAGAGAAGUGGCUUCCUCGCUGCCCUUCUUGACACCGGCCAUCUUCCAAAAGUCUUCGCCUCACUGUGCGUGCAGAUGCACUCACACCUGCCUGCUGCCAUUCCUGAGCAAGCUCUCCUUGAAGUUCUUGAUGAUCCGAUAAAUGGUUGAUUUAGGUGCAAUCUUACUAGCAGCAAUAUCCUUGCCUGUGAAGCCCUUUUUGUUCAAAGUAAUGAUGACGGCACGUGUUUCCUUGCAGGUAACCAUGGUUAACAGAGGAAGAACAGUGAUUUCAAGCACCACCCUCCUUUUAAAGCUUCCAGUCUGUUAUUCUAACUCAAUCAGCAUGACGGAGUGAUCUCCAGCCUUGUCCUCGUCAACACUCACCUGUGUUAACGAGAGAAUCACUGACAUGAUGUCAGCUGGUCCUUUUGUGGCAGGGCUGAAAUGCAGUGGAAAUGUUUUUUGGGGAUUAAGUUCAUUUUCAUGGCAAAGAGGGACUUUGCAAUUAAUUGCAAUUCAUCUGAUCACUCUUCAUAACAUUCUGGAGUAUAUGCAAAUUGCCAUCAUAAAAACUGAGGCAGCAGACUUUGUGAAAAUUUAUAUUUGUGUCAUUCUCAAAACUUUUGACCACGACUGUACUUUCUGAUUGCCAGAAUUAAUACACUUCUACCUGAGCAGAAAGUCCACCUACUUCUGGUACAAAGCUGAUACAGUAGCUAGUUAUUUCCAUUUAGGCCAGUCAUGUGCUUUGCACUGUAUGUAGGCAUAGUUCAACGUGGUCUCUGGGCAAUUCAUAUUAUUCUGUACGUAAAUCUGUAACACUAUUUAGUAUGAUAUAUUACGUUAGGUUGCAUUAUGAAUGGAAUAGCGAUCAUAAAAUAUCAUAUGAAUUAUAGGACGUAUCAAGCGUCUUAGCUGGUCUUACAAUAGCAUACGAAUUUAAUGAUGUACCUUAUAAUUUGUCUUGGAGCACGUAUAGUAUUAUACUAUUUCUCUGAGACCAGGUUGCUUGUUGCGCCUUAACAAUAAAGGAGAAUUAUGGGGAGAAUGUAUGUAGGCGUUUAGGGGAACUAACGACAAAGGUUAGGAUAAUUUAUGUAAAACCUUAGGUGAAAUGGGUUAAAGGGAAACUCCACUCCAAAAUUAUAUUUUAGUAUUUUUUCCUUUAGUCCACUGUUGAUACAUGCCACCUUCAUGCGCUAGUCGGAACUAGGAAACUCUGACAUUUCCGACAUGGUAACUGGUUGUAGUUAUACACGUGCCACGUUCAACAAAUCAGCAAGUCGGAAAUGUCUGAGUUCCCGACUAGGAUGUGAAGUAGUUUCCAGCAUUGUCACUGGCCACAUCAUCAUGAUGAUGCGUUUUGCAUCAUAAGAUGCAUAAAAAAAAAAAUAUGCAUCAUCAUGAUGAUGUGGCCGGUGACACUUUGCUUCUUGAAAGUCCAAUAUCUUAAAAACUUGACUGCUGGCAUGCAGAACAUUUUGGGACUGUAUCAACAGUGGACUAAUGAAUAAAAUACCAAAAUACUUUUGAGUGGAAUUUCCCUUAAGUUUUGAAUAAGGGUUAGCUAAAAUGCUACAGUUGUCCCCGUCACGACUCGAACACGCACACAACCUUUGGAUUGCUAGAUGGUCACGAAUUACGUCCACCCAUCCUCCCCAACCAACUUCCCUACUUUUGUUUCCGUCUAAAGUAACUAGACCAUUAGUAGGUAUCGUACAUCUUGGAGCUGCUCAGAAAUACAUAGGAUGUUUCAUAUGGCUCUGAGGCCAGGCUGCACAGCUUGUUGCACGGCAACAGUAGUUCUUUGGUAGUAUAUACAGUACAAUACAUUGUGUGGUCGAUAAAUCUUAAUUUGGGUGUAGCUCUCUCUGGUACAGCUUGUGUUGUUGCUCACUGUCGGCUACAUGUGGUCUCGGGUCUGACAUUUCCAUUCCCUCCCUACUCACUGCAAUUGCCAUGACUGAGAUAGAGAACGUUCUCUAUGGCUUUUCCCCUUUUGUCAUGAUAUUAAGUGUUUACAUUUGCAUUUGAUUUACUGUCCAAUCUCUUCAGGGGUUUUUUUGCUUCAUUUUCCAUUGCACUCAUCAUAUCUCAUUCUUUUUUCUUUCUGGAAAGCCCACCCUCCAUCAGAGCGAUUCAUAACACAGAGGUAACAGUAGAACAUUAGAAAGGCUUGGUGUGUCUCUAUGUUAAUGCUUUGUCUGCCGUAGCAUUCUUUUAGUCCAUCAAGCCUAUUGUUUUCUGCUUCUUCUAGUUUGGGCUUAACUAUCUGCGUAGACUAACUAACAUCUCCCACUGCACUUUCUCUCUGCUCCUCUCUCUCUACUUUCUUCUUCCCUCACGCUCUCCUUUUCCCCCCUUCCAGGCCUCCCACUCUGCCUCUUCCUCCUCCUCGUCCUCGUCCUCUCUCUCCUGCCACCUUCAGCAGUCGCAGGCUGCGGUGGUGGAGGAGGAGACGGGGGCUGCUCUCAGCAUGUCAGUCUCUAACUCCUUCCUGAGCCGCCAGGCCUCCCUGACCACCCCCAUGGUGAGUGCCUGUCUGAUUCUCUGCUUUUCUCACUCUCUACAGCAGACUUGGCUUUAAAUAUUAUUUGUUUUCUUUCUAAAACGUUUUAUUUAACCUGGAAGGUUGGGGGCAAAAUGCGGUGCUAAAUCAAAUAAAAGUUACAUUUUAAUUGAGCUUUUCAUUAAGCCUGUCUGGCAUAGAGAUGAGACUAUGUUGACUUAAUCUGUAUCUACAGUAUGCUGCCUGGAAAGCCAGAUGGGUGUUUUGCACUUUGGGGACUAUUUCAUUGGUCCCACAGUGUCAGGCAAGCUCGAUCAAGUGCAUCGGAAGUAUUUGAAAAGAAAACCAAUACUAGUUGAACCCUUGACUAUGCUUCUGCUUUAGAAGUAAUGACACCAAUACAAAAAGUUAUUUUAUUAGCCAUUGUAGACGUGUUCAGCUACUGAUAAUGGAGUAUAUUGGGCAAAAAACACACACACUGGCAAACACACUUUCAUUCUUCACUCUCUGCCUGACCCCUUAAUGUUUACACACUCCAAAUGACAAUCUCUGUCAGAGAGAAAGCAUGCCGUUGAAAAUGUGUGUUUUCGUCCAGAGUUUGUGAAAUGUGUUAUUUGAAUCAGCGGAUAUCAUUCCUUUAAAACUGGGGCUUGAACACAAUCCAGAACCAUUAUGAUACAACCGUAUCAAAUUAAUGUUCAGUAUUCUUCUUUGUCUAAUCUUUCUAGUUUUGGAGCAAUGAUGAGGACAAUUGACUUGUUCUAGCUGAAGAACCAUUGAUCCUUGUUGCACCAUUUUGACUUGGUUUCAAUUAAACCCAAAUGCAUGGCAUAUUCAACAGAUCUGUUACAAGUUACAACAAGCACAUUUUGUGAAAAUGUAAUUUUGAAGAGACUGAGUUGGAUUAGGAAUGCUAGUCACUACCUGACCAGUCAGAUAGUCAUAUUGUUCUCUGAUGGCAAGUAUGCCAAUGCUUCUCUCUCAAUUCUUUUUUUCUCUCUCAAUUAUUUGCCCUUGUAGAUCUCUCAAGUAGCUCUUUCUCCUUCCUUCUCUUUUCUCACCCUUGCUCUCUCAGCAUAAGACAGUUCUCCGGUCCUAUUCUCAGGACUUUGCGCCUCUCUGUCAAUCUUCCAUUACAUAUCUUCUCUCAUCUGUCUCUUCCCACUCUCCAAUUGUCCACCAAUCACAGAGCAUGGACCUAGCGGCCCCGGGCAGUGGCAGCCCUGACCCUGUGCUGGUGGCCAACGGCUCGCUGGACAGCUCUGGUGGCUCUCUUGCCAUCUGUCUUCCCACUGACUCUUCUUUCUCUGACACUCAUCAAACCUCUUUGGUGAGCCCUAGCUGUGUGUCGUGACAAGCGUUAGGCACUGUGCGAAAAUAAAAUGGGAUUGCGUUUGAUGGUGGGGAGGGGGGGUGUUUGCUAUUGAAGAAGAGUACAGAUCUGGAGUAGGGUAUAAACAUUGUUAGCAAAGGGCUGUUUCAAUGUGGGGAACGUGAUGUUCUUAUCCUUGAAAAAAGGCCAAACCCUAGGUAAAAAAAACAAGUCUGUAGCCCUGUGUAUGCUGUGGUGAUCGGAACAAUUGGUUUUUAGUUGUUUCAUUUGAGAUUAUAUAGGUACUUGUUUGUUUUGUCCAGCUAGUUUCGAGAAGUUUUCGGAGUAUACAAAAAAAGGAACCACAUUUAUUGCUUUUUCCUAGCAUUUGUCAUUCUCUUUGCUGUCCUCUUUCCCCCGUAGAGCGAAAGCGCUAACAAGGAAGGUGGGGAGGGAGAGUAUGUCAAUCUGUACUCAUCCAGCCAAGCCAACGGAGACGGGCCGCUCUCCCGCCGAGUAAGUAGCCUUAGCAGAGAGGCGGCAUGGGAGCGAGGAGAGAGCGGAGAGCACGGUGUGCUUUCACAGACACAGUGUACCAUGACUGACAACCGACCUCACUAAGUAACCACAUUUGAACGUGACCUGACUUCUCAGGGUUCACUGUGUCUCUUCGACCGCUUGGCAUGCCCUGCUUCGCUAACUGCCUGUACAUUACCAUGGGUUCUCUUCCUUUCCCCAAAUCCCUCCUACCACUGGACUGUCCCCAUUCCCUACUAUAUGGGCCUAUGUGUAGUUCUAGCUCAAAGGACAUCAGUCACUCCGCUGUCAUUGUCUCAAGGGGGGUUUGUCUCCAAGUGACAGUGAGACAUUUUCUAUCAUGUUCACAUACUUGGCCCGUUAAGGUGGUUGUCCACGACCGUUGGCUCAGGUCUGGAUCGUAGCAACUAAUUACAACAGGAUUCAUGAAUGGCUCUGCGUUAAGUCUGUGUAUUUAACAUCUUCCAUCAGGCCUUUCAUCAGGAAGGAUAACCCAAUAAAACGACUAAUCACCCAGCUUAUUUCGUCAGUCUUUCUCGCUCUAAGUUCUCCCCAUUCCCCACGUUUUUAGCUUUUUUCUGGCCUGUCUUCUGGGAUGGAGAUGGGUAUACAAUGCCUUCAGAAAGUAUUCACACUUCUUGACUUUUUCCACAUUUUGUUGUGUUACAGCCUGAAUUUAAAAAGGAUUACAUUGAGAUUUUGUGUCACUGGCCUACACACUACCCCAUAAUGUCAAAGUGGAAUUACAUGUUUUAAACAUGUUUACAAAUUCAAAAAUGAAAAGCUGAAAUGUCUUAAGUCAACAGGUAUUCAACCCCUUUUCUUAUGGCAAGCAUAAAUAAGUUCAGGAGUAAAAAUGUGCUUAACAAGUCACAUAAUAAGUUGCAUGUAUGUGUAUAUAAUAGUGUUUAACAUUCGAAUGACUACCUCAUCUCUGUACCCCACACAUACAAUUAUCUCAAAGGUCCGUCAGGGCCAAAUCUACACUGGAGUUGCUAACCAAGAUGACAUCGAAUGUUCCUAAGGGGCCUAGUUCUAGUUUUGACUUAAAUCAGCUUGGAAAUCUAUGGCAAGACUUGAAAAUGGCUGUCUAGCAAUGAUCAACAACCAACUUGACAGAGCUUGAAGAAUUUAAAAAAAUGUGCAAAUAUUGUACAAUCCAGGUAUGCAAGCUCUUAGAGAUUUACCCAGAAAGAAUGAUUCUAACAUGUAACUCAGGGGGUUUGAAUACUUAUCUAAUCAAGAUAUAUUUGUGUUUUAUUUUCUAUAAUUAUUUUACAGAUGUUAGAAUUUUUCUUCCACUUUGACAUUAGAGUAUUUUGUGUAGAUUGUUGACAGAAAAUUACAAUUAAAUCAAUUUUAAUCCCACUUUGUAACACAACCAAAUGUAGAAAAAGUAAAGGGUUGUGAAUACUUUCUGAAGGCAUUAUAUAUUAAGUGUGUUGUAUAUUUAGUGUUGCACUUGCACUAGAGAAGUGAGGCUGGAGUUAUGCAUGUAUCCAUACCACAGGAGAUUGGUGGCACCUUAAUUGGGGAGGACUGGCUCGGGGUAAUGACUGGAGCGGAAUAGGUGGAAUGAUAUCAAAUACAUCAAACACAUGGUUUCCAUGUGUUUGUCAUUCCAUUUGCUAUUUUCUAGCCAUUAUUAUGAGCCGUCCUCCCCUCAGCAGCCUCCACUGAUCCAUACAGCGUGUGAUAUUAAUGGUGUGUGUGAACGCUACCAUUGUCCAUUUUCCUCAAAGCUGACGGAACAACUCACUGAAUACUAAGUUGAAACCUCCAUGUGCUUAGACAACGUACCCACACAUCUACCUUAACUAAGAAAGCAUUUUCACCUUUAACUUGAUCUCAGGGUCAUGUUCAUUAGGCACCGAACAGAAGAAAAUAUACUGAAACAAGCAUAGAAAUAAAUGUCCAAUGAGAAAUUCACAUUUUUGUUUUCCACUGCAAAUCAUUGUGAAACUGCUGGAUUUGGUGCGAGACUAGUCCUAACCACAUUGUGUGUUGUUGUCAGGACUCGUCUGCCAUAGAUGACUCACUGGAGGACACUGCCUCAGAGAACACACUGUGCAAUAACAAGGACAUGUCUGAUGACAGGUAAGAACCCAUGCCAUGACAGUCUGGCCUUUCUGUUAAUUUUGUGGUUAAAUAAAUAAUAAAUACAAUAAAAAGUGAAUAAUUCUCCAUUGUUCCUACUCUCCAGUGACAGAAGGAAGGAUUCAACAAUUUAACCUAAAAUGAUUUUGAUUUGCUUAUUAACUUUUUCUCCCUUUUUUGUUAUGAUCUGUUUCUCUCUCUCUCAGCCGAAGACAGAAGUCCUCUGAAGAAGGGCAGAGUAGCGAGGAGACCGAUGAGCUUUCCCUCAUCGAUCACAUGGAGAUCAUGUCCCGGUUAACACUAAAGCAGGAGGUAAACGUGUCUUCAUUUUCUGCUAUUGAUGGUCAGUCCAGUUUACCUCAAGUCUUUCAGCUCAAGCUGUUUAAUCAUAGAGCAGGAGAUGCCUCUUUUUAUGAGAUACUUCAUAGGAUCCUACAAGGCUCUACAGUGCUACCAUUUUACUCGCAUUUGCGCCUAAAAAUAGAUGUGUGCAAACUUACCCGAAAGUCUACUAGUGUGACUUUGUCCUCGUGUUUCUUGGCUAUUUACAUCGUUUUGUUCACACACUAGGUUAUUUUUCAAUGUUAGUUUGAGCUUGCUCAACUGCUAGCGAAGAGACAUGUCGGAGAAUCUCAUCUUUCACAGAAAGACAUGCGAGUCCCACGGUUACAACAGUAACGUCCCACCCCUUAAAAGAGCAGCUGAAAAUGUUUGUCUCACCUAAGUGACUCAAAUAUUUGAGGGUACAUUGUAAUUGAUUGAGCAUGGAACACUCCAAAAACCAUUUAUUCAUCAACUUUUAACCAUUUCUUAUCAUAAAAACACUCUUCCUCAAAUACUUUUAUUGUGCACCUACAUUUAUUUUUGUGCUCAUAACUUUUUCAAUUUAGGAGCACAUGUGCUCCUUGUAAAAAAUGUCAGUGUAGAGCCCUGUCCUACAAUAAGCUUUCCCUCUGCUGGCCCCUGCCUCUAUAACUCAAAUGCAACAUCCCCGUCUGUUACUGUCUAUCAUGGGUAUUCAACUCUUACCCUACGAGGUCUGGAGCCUGCUGCUUUUCUGUUCUACCUGAUAAUGAAUUGCACACACCUGGUGUCCCAGGUCUAAAUCAGUCCCUGAAUAGAGGGGAACAAUGACAAAACACAGUGGAUCUGGCUUCGAAGUCCAGAGUUGAGUUUGAUGGGGCUAUAUGAUUGCAUUCUCACAGUAGACGAUAAGUAUGUGAUUAUAGGCGAAAAGCUGGAGUUGGCAUGGCAAGGUCAGUGCAGUUUUAGUAGCGCCUAUCUCCUUAUCGAUAACCCUCUCAUGGCUAACAUAUUGUCGGAAUGGUUUCAUCAGGAUAGUCACAUGUAGGGCUACACUUAGGCUAAUCCUCUCUCUCUGCCCUUACAACUUUUCAUCUGUCCACGUGUGAUACCAGAACGACGACGGUCCAGAUGUCCGAGCCGGAUCGGGGGAUAUUUUAUUAGUCCACGCCACAGAAACGGACCGCAAAGGUAUUUAUGAUCUCCGUAGUACACACACACAACCCCAGAGGGAUUACUACAUGCAGUAUGUGUCCACUCAGAUGAAAGGUUCUUAUGUUUUUCAUGAUUUCUCUCCGUUCUUUUAUGAAGACCUAUCCAAGUUAGGUGUACUGGUGUUAAAGCUAGAAUCCUUAAUUGAAACAAUAACAAAGUGGUCACCCCGCUUCUGUUUUGGUAAAAAACUGACCAUCCAGGAUAUCAAAAUUAUAGUUUUAAUCAUGUUUUGAGGCGAUAGUAUUUGUUUACAUUUACUUUGUUGACAAACAUUGUAAUAAAACAAGCUUAUAUUUUGGGUUGUGAUGGGGUACGACAGUUGAACUAAGCUCGAGGCAUUUACAAGUUAUAUCCUUUAAGAAUCAACGUGUGUGUGUGUGUGUGUGUACAUAUACACACACAUAUAUAUAUAUACACAUAUAUAUAUAUACACAUAUAUAAUAAUUAAUAUAUAUAUACACAUAUAUAUUAAUACACAUAUAUAUAUAUAAUAUUACACAGAUGAUAAUAUAUAUUACAUAUCAUAAUGAUACACAUAUAUAUAUAUAUAUACAUAUAUAUAUUAAAUAUACACAUAUCUACACAUACAUAUAUUACACAAUAUAUAAUAUUAUAAUAUAUAUAUACAUAUAUAUAUAUAAUAAUAGACAUAUAUAUAUAAUAUAUAUAUAUAUAUAUAUAAUAUAUAACAUUAAUAGAUAUAUAAUGAUACAUAUAUAUAUAUAUAUAUAUAUAUAUCCAUAUAUAUAUAUAUAAUACAUAUAUAUUCUAUAUACAUAUAAUAUAAUAUAUACAUAUAUAUAUACUAUACAAUAUAUAUAUAUAGAGUAUAUAUAUAAUAUAAUAAAUCUAUAUAUAUAGAUCUAUAUAAUAUAUAUUAUAUAUCUAUAUACAUAUAUGAUAUAUAUAUAAUAUAUAUAUAGUGGGGGGAAAAAAGUAUUUAGUCAAAUCAAAUCAAAUCAAAUUUUAUUGGCCACAUGCGCCGAAUACAACAGGUGCAGACAUUACAGUGAAAUGCUUACUUACAGCCCUUAACCAACAGUGCAUUUAUUUUUAACAAAAAAAGUAAACAUAAAUCAACAACAAAAAAAGUGUUGAGAAAAAAAGAGCAGAAGUCAAAUAAAAGAACAGUAGGGAGGCUAUAUAUACAGGGGGGUACCGGUGCAGAGUCAAUGUGCGGGGGCACCGGCUAGUUGAGGUAGUUGAAGUAAUAUGUACAUGUGGGUAGAGUUAAAGUGACUAUGCAUAAAUAAUUAACAGAGUAGCAGCAGCGUAAAAGGAUGGGGUGGGGGGGCAGUGCAAAUAGUCAGUUUAGCCAUGAUUAGCUGUUCAGGAGUCUUAUGGCUUGGGGGUAGAAGCUGUUGAGAAGUCUUUUGGACCUAGACUUGGCACUCCGGUACCGCUUGCCGUGCGGUAGCAGAGAGAACAGUCUAUGACUAGGGUGGCUGGAGUCUUUGACAAUUUUGAGGGCCUUCCUCUGACACCGCCUGGUAUAGAGGUCCUGGAUGGCAGGAAGCUUGGCCCCAGUGAUGUACUGGGCUGUACGCACUACCCUCUGUAGUGCCUUGUGGUCGGAGGCCAAGCAGUUGCCAUACCAGGCGGUGAUGCAACCAGUCAGGAUGCUCUCGAUGGUGCAGCUGUAUAAUUUUUUGAGGAUCUGAGGACCCAUGCCAAAUCUUUUCAGUCUCCUGAGGGGGAAUAGGCUUCGUCGUGCCCUCUUCACGACUGUCUUGGUGUGUUUGGACCUUGGAUAGUUCGUUGGUGAUGUGGACACCAAGGAACUUGAAGCUCUCAACCUGUUCCACUACAGCCCCGUCGAUGAGAAUGGGGGCGUGCUCAGUCCUCUUUUUUUUCCUGUAGUCCACAAUAAUCUCCUUUGUCUUGGUCACGUUGAGGGAGAGGUUGUUGUCCUGGCACCACACGGCCAGGUCUCUGACCUCCUCCCUAUAGGCUGUCUCAUCGUUGUCUGUGAUCAGGCCUACCACUGUUGUGUCGUCGGCAAACGUAAUGAUGGUGUUGGAGUCGUGCCUGGCCAUGCAGUCAUGGGUGAACAGGGAGUACAGGAGGGGACUGAGCACGCACCCCUGAGGGGCCCUCGUGUUGAGGAUCAGUGUGGCAGAUGUGUUGUUACCUACCCUUACCACCUGGGGGCGGCCCGUCAGGAAGUCCAGGAUCCAGUUGCAGAGGGAGGUGUUUAGUCCCAGGAUCCUUAGCUUAGUGAUGAGCUUAGAGGGCACUAUGGUGUUGAAUGCUGAGCUGUAGUCAAUUAAUAGCAUUCUCACAUAGGUGUUCCUCUUGUCCAGGUGGGAAAGGGCAGUGUGGAGUGCAAUAGAGAUUGCAUCAUCUGUGGAUCUGUUGGGGCGGUAUGCAAAUUGGAGUGGGUCUAGGGUUUCUGGGAUAAUGCUGUUGAUGUGAGCCAUGACCAGCCUUUCAAAGCACUUCAUGGCUACAGACGUCAGUGCUACGGGUCGGUAGUCAUUUAGGCAGGUUAUCUUAGAGUCCUUGGGCAAGGGGACUAUGGUGGUCUGCUUGAAACAUGUUGGUAUUACAGACUCAGUCAGGGACAUGUUGAAAAUGUCAGUGAAGACACUUGCCAGUUGGUCAGCACAUGCUCGGAGUACACGUCCUGGUAAUCCGUCUGGCCCUGCGGCCUUGUGAAUGUUGACAUGCUUAAAAGUCUUACUCACAUCGGCUACGGAGAGCGUGAUCACAGUCAUCCGGAACAGCUGGUGCUCUCAUGCAUGCUUCAGUGUUGCUUGCCUCGAAGCGAGCAUAGAAGUGGUUUAGCUCGUCUGGUAGGCUUGUGUCACUGGGCAGCUCGCGGCUGUGCUUCUCUUUGUAGUCUGUAAUAGUUUUCAAGCCCUGCCACAUCCGACGAGCGUCAGAGCCAGUGUAGUACGAUUCAAUCUUAGUCCUGUAUUGACUCUUUGCCUGUUUGAUGGUUCGUCGGAGGGCAUAGCGGGAUUUCUUAUAAGCGUCCGGGUUAGAGUCCCGCUCCUUGAAAGCGGCAGCUCUACCCUUUAGCUCAGUGUGGAUGUUUCCUGUAAUCCAUGGCUUCUGGUUGGGGUAUGUACGUACGGUCACUGUGGGGACGACAUCAUCAAUGCACUUAUUGAUGAAGCCAGUGACUGAUGUGGUGUACUCCUCAAUGCUGUCUGAAGAAUCCCGGAACAUGUUCCAGUCUGUGCUAGCAAAACAGUCCUGUAGCUUAGCAUCUGCGUCAUCUGACCACUUUUUUAUUAACCGAGUCACUGGUGCUUCGUGCUUUAGUUUUUGCUUAUAAGCAGGAAUCAGGAGGAUAGAGUUAUGGUCAGAUUUGCCAAAUGGAGGGCGAGGGAGAGCUUUGUAUGCGUCUCUGUGUGUGGAGUAAAGGUGGUCCAGAGUUUUUUUUCUCCUCUGGUUGCACAUUUAACAUGCUGGUAGAAAUUAGGUGGAACGGAUUUAAAUUUCCCUGCAUUAAAGUCCCCGGCCACUAGGAGCGCUGCCUCUGGAUGAGCGUUUUCCUGUUGAUUUAUGGCCUCAUACAACUCAUUCAGUGCAAUCUUAAUGCCAGCAUUGGUUUGUGGUGGUAAAUAGACAGCUAUGAAAAAUAUUGAUGAAAACUCUCUUGGUAAAUAGUGUGGUCUACAGCUUAUCAUAAGAGACUUCCUUAGUAUUUGAUUUUGUGCACCAGCUGUUGUUUACAAAUAUACACAGACCGCCACCCCUUGUCUUACCGGAGUUAGCCGUUCUAUCCUGCCGAUGUAGCGUAUAGCCCGCUAGCUGUAUGUUAUCCAUGUCGUCGUUCAGCCACGACUCGGUGAAACAUAAGAUAUUACAGUUUUUUAUGUCACGUUGGUAGGAUAACCGUAAUCUUAGGUCAUCCAAUUUGUUCUCCAAUGAUUGAAGAUUGGCUAAUAGGAUUGAUGGGAGCGGCAGUUUACUCGCUCGCCGUCGGAUCCUUACAAGGCACCCCGACCUACGUCCACGAUACCUCCGUCUCUUCCUCAUGCGAAUGACGGGGAUUUGGGCCUUGUCGGGUGUCUGUAUGAUAUCCUUCGUGGCCGCCUCAUUGAAGAAAAAAUAUUCGGCCAAUUAGAGGUAAAUAAUCGCUGUCCUGAUAUCCAGAAGCUCUUUUUGGUUAUAAGAGACGAUGGCAGAAACAUUAUGUACAAAAUAAAUUACAAAUAACGCGGAAAAACACACAUAAUAGUACAAUUGGUUAGAGGGCUGUAAAACGGCAGCCAUCUUCUCCGGCGCUGUUCAGCCACCAAUUGUGCAAGUUCUCCCACUUAAAAAGAUGAGAGAGGCCUGUAAUUUUCAUCAUAGGUACACAUCAUCUAUGACAGACACAUUUGAGAUUUUUUUUUCAAGAAAAUCACAUUGUAGGAUUUUUUAUGAAUUUAUUUGCAAAUUAUGGUGGAAAAUAAGUAUUUGGUCACCUACAAACAAGCAAGAUUUCUGGCUCUCACAGACCUGUAACUUCUUCUUUAAGAGGCUCCUCUGUCCUCCACUCGUUACCUGUAUUAAUGGCACCUGUUUGAACUUGUUAUCAGUAUAAAAGACACCAGUCCACAACCUCAAACAGUCACACUCCAAACUCCACUAUGGCCAAGACCAAAGAGCUGUCAAAGGACACCAGAAACAAAAUUGUAGACCUGCACCAAGUUGGGAAGACUGAAUUUGCAAUAGGUAAGCAGCUUGGUUUGAAGAAAUCAACUGUGGGAGCAAUUAUUAGGAAAUGGAAGACAUACAAGACCACUGAUAAUCUCCCUCGAUCUGGGGCACCACGCAAGAUCUCACCCUGUGGGGUCAAAAUGAUCACAAGAACGGUGAGCAAAAAUCCCAGAACCACACGGGGGGACCUAGUGAAUGACCUGCAGAGAGCUGGGACCAAAGUAACAAAGCCUACCAUCAGUAACACACUACGCCGCCAGGGACUCAAAUCCUGCAGUGCCAGACGUGUCCCCCUGCUUAAGCCAGUACAUGUCCAGGCCCGUCUGAAGUUUGCUAGAGUGCAUUUGGAUGAUCCAGAAGAGGAUUGGGAGAAUGUCAUAUUGUCAGAUGAAACCAAAAUAUAACGUUUUGGUAAAAACUCAACUCGUCGUGGUUGGAGGACAAAGAAUGCUGAGUUGCAUCCAAAGAACACCAUAACUACUGUGAAGCAUGGGGGUGGAAACAUCAUGCUUUGGGGCUGUUUUUCUGCAAAGGGACCAGGACGACUGAUCCGUGUAAAGGAAAGAAUGAAUGGGGCCAUGUAUCGUGAGAUUUUGAGUGAAAACCUCCUUCCAUCAGCAAGGGCAUUGAAGAUGAAACGUGGCUGGGUCUUUCAGCAUGACAAUGAUCCCAAACACACCGCCCGGGCAACGAAGGAGUGGCUUCGUAAGAAGCAUAUCAAGGUCCUGGAGUGGCCUAGCCAGUCUCCAGAUCUCAACCCCAUAGAAAAUCUUUGGAGGGAGUUGAAAGUCCGUGUUGCCCAGCGACAGCCCCAAAACAUCACUGCUCUAGAGGAGAUCUGCAUGGAGGAAUGGGCCAAAAUACCAGCAACCGUGUGUGAAAACCUUGUGAAGACUUACAGAAAACGUUUGACCUGUGUCAUUGCCAACAAAGGGUAUAUAACAAAGUAUUGAAAAACUUUUGUUAUUGACCAAAUACUUAUUUUCCACCAUAAUUUGCAAAUAAAUUCAUUAAAAAUCCUACAAUGUGAUUUUCUGGAUUUUCUUUUCUCAUUUUGUCUGUCAUAGUUGACGUGUACCUAUGAUGAAAAUUACAGGCCUCUCUCAUCUUUUUAAGUGGGAGAACUUGCACAAUUGGUGGCUGACUAAAUACUUUUUCCCCCCACUUUUUCCCCCCAUAUACAUAUAUACAGUGAGGGAAAAAAGUAUUUGAUCCCCUGCUGAUUUUGUACGUUUGCCCACUGACAAAGAAAUGAUCAGUCUAUAAUUUUAAUGGUAGGUUUAUUUGAACAGUGAGAGACAGAAUAACAACAACAAAAUCCAGAAAAACGUAUGUCAAAAAUGUUAUAAAUUGAUUUGCAUUUUAAUGAGGGAAAUAAUUAUUUGACCCCCUCUCAAUCAGAAAGAUUUCUGGCUCCCAUGUGUCUUUUAUACAGGUAACAAGCUGAGAUUAGGAGCACACUCUUAAAGGGAGUACUCCUAAUCUCAGUUUGUUACCUGUAUAAAAGACACCUGUCCACAGAAGCAAUCAAUCAAUCAGAUUCCAAACUCUCCACCAUGGCCAAGACCAAAGAGCUCUCCAAGGAUGUCAGGGACAAGAAUGUAGACCUACACAAGGCUGGAAUGGGCUACAAGACCAUCGCCAAGCAGCUUGGUGAGAAGGUGACAACAAUUGGUGCGAUUAUUCGCAAAUGGAAGAAACACAAAAUAACUGUCAAUCUCCCUCGGCCUGGGGCUCCAUGCAAGAUCCCACCACUGAAAUCCUGCAGCGCCCGCAAGGUCCCCCUGCUCAAGAAAGCACAUAUACAGGGCCGUCUGAAGUUUGCCAAUGAACAUCUGAAUGAUUUAGAGGAGAACUGGGUGAAAGUGUUGUGGUCAAAUGAGACCAAAAUCGAGCUCUUUGGCAUCAACUCAACUCGCCGUGUUUGGAGGAGGAGGUAUGCUGCCUAUGACCCCAAGAACACCAUCCCCACCGUCAAACAUGGAGGUGGAAACAUGAUGAUUUGGGGGUGUUUUUCUGCUAAGGGGACAGGACAACUUCACUGCAUCAAAGGGACAAUGGACGGGGCCAUGUACUGUCAAAUCUUGGGUGAGAACCCCCUUCCCUCAGCCAGGGCAUUGAAAAUGGGUUGUGGAUUGGGUAUUCCAGCAUGACAAUAACCCAAAACACACGGCCAAGGCAACAAAGGAGUGGCUCAAGAAGAAGCACAUUAAGGUCAUGGAGUGGCCUAGCCAGUCUCCAGACCUUAAUCCCAUAGAAAAUCUGUGGAGGGAGCUGAAGGUUCGAGUUGCCAAACGUCAGCCUCAAAACCUUAAUGACUUGGAGAAGAUCUGCAAAGAGGAGUGGAACAAAAUCCCUCCUGAGAUGUGUGCAAACCUGGUGGCCAACUACAAGAAACGUCUGACCUCUGUGAUUGCCAACAAGGGUUUUGCCACCAAGUACUAAGUCAUGUUUUGCAGAGGGGUCAAAUACGUAUUUCCCUCAUUAAAAUGCAAAUCAAUUUAUAACAUUUUUGACAUGCGUUUUUCUGGAUUUUUUUGUUGUUAUUCUGUCUCUCACUGUUCAAAUAAACCUACCAUUAAAAUUAUAGACUGAUCAUGUCUUUGUCAGUGGGCAAAUGUACAAAAUCAGCAGGGGAUCAAAUACUUUUUUCCCUCACUGUAUGUAUGUAUAUAUAUAUAUAUAUAUAUAUUAGUCCAAAAAUGGAUGUAGCAACUAAGGAUUCUAGCUGCGCUUUCUAUAGUACACCCAGACUUUCCUUCCUCCCAAAUGGAGCUCUGGGGAAGCGAGAGGAUAUUUAGUAAUCUCCUUUGUGGUCUUCUUUUCCAGAUCUUGUCUUGUACUGUGAGGCUUUCCUGACGACGUACAGAACGUUCAUAACCCCCGAGGACCUUAUCAAAAAGCUGCACUACAGAUAUCCUUUCCAUGCUUCACUUCUCGCAUGUGGAUCCAAAGGGUUUCCUCCAACAAAUCCUGCUUGGUUGAGACGAUAGGGAAUGGCUAGCAAAAUCCCUACCACAUCACUUCCCAAAGUCGUAGACACUCUGAAUACUGUAAGAUGUGUAAUAUACUUUGAGACUAUUUGUUUGUUUUGCUUAACACCUCCACACAUACACCAGGUUUUGUCACUGCCCAGACACCUUCAAGAAGAAAGUCAGCAAAAACACCUUCUUUGUUCUCGUCCGAGUGGUGGACGAGCUGUGGUAAGUUCUCUUGCCUGCCAUUUUUUCAUGUCCUUCAAAUGACAGUGCAGUCAAUGACGAUUCUUAUUCGCAUUUCCUUUGGUCUGUUCUUGAUAAAAGGGGGAGGGGUUAACCAAUCAUGAUUACAGAGAAGCCAACUCGUCACUUUUCGGCUAUUUUCACCAUGUAGAUCCGAAGAAAAAAAAUUAGAGUUGGAGGGGUAUGUUUCUCAUAUCAAAAUAAAUGACUGAGCACAGAAUGCAUCCCUACGCGUCCUACAAAGAGAAUAUCAAACAGAGUUCAGAGCAUGAUGUCAGAUAUCAACAUGUGACAGCUGUGAUCAGCCAGCCGCAUCACCUACCAGCCAAUAGCCUACUCAGCUGCUUCUCUCCGUCUGCUCUUUUUGCACAUAUCCAUCAGUUUUCAAGUGUGAUUUAGCCGUGAUGGCGAGCUGGGGUGUGCAGUGAUGGGGCUUCUGUUACAUUUGUUUAAUUAUUGGAGCAGCUCGCAGCGCAAGUAAACACCACCUCGCGUCUUUUUCCUGUUUUUUUUUUUCACCUUCACCACCCUCUCUCAUCCCUCCAUCCCCUCGGCUGUGUGUGUCAGUCUGGUGGAGAUGACGGAGGACAUCCUGAAGCAGCUGAUGGACUUGGUGUUCAGGCUGGUGUGUAACGGUGAGCUGAGCCUGGCCCGCGUGCUCCGCAAGAACAUCUUGGACAAGGUGGAGCAGAGGAAGCUGCUGCGCUACACCUACUCCCUCAAACCACUGGCCGCAAGAGGUGUCGCCGCCAGGUAGGCCCGCCCACAUUUAGUGGACAAGGAUACUGUGACAGCUAAAACAUCACAAUCCUUUUCUCUGUAUAAUGGAUCAAUAAAGAUAUUAUUCCAAUGUAUUUUAUUAUAUUGUUUCAGAGAAUGUUACGUUUGCAAAGGCAUUUAGAAAUGUUCAGCUCCGUGACAGUGAAGGAAUUCCUUGUUGUUUUCUGAACAUCAAUGUAUCACAGAGUCUAGUUCUAACUCUGGCCACUUUUCUUUCUAAUUUCCUCCCCUCCCCCCCAUUUCCUGUGUGCGGCUUUAGACCUGGGACCCUGCACGACUUCCGAAGUCAUGAGAUCGCCGACCAGCUAACUCUCCUGGAUGCAGAGCUCUUCUACAAAAUUGAGGUAGCUCGUCCAAGCAUGUCUUUCUCCUCCUCCUGCGUAUGCUCCCUCCUCCUCCUGCGUAUACUCCCCCCUCCCUUCCUCCCCAACUCUCCCCCCUCCCCAACUCACCCCCCCCCCCCCCCCCCCCCCCCCCUCCCCCUCCACCUCUAAAAAUAAUGUAUUUUUGUGACAGAUCCCGGAGGUGUUGCUUUGGGCUAAGGAGCAGAAUGAGGAGAAGAGUGCCAACCUCACACAGUUCACAGAGCACUUUAACAAUAUGUCCUACUGGUAAGCCUGCACCUCACAUCUUCUCUUAGUCACCACGCUGCUUCUCUAGUCACCCUGCAGCACUUCAGUUCACUGCCCACUCCGAGAGGAAAGCAGCCAGGUCUGGAGAACAUGUGGUGACAAACUGAUGCAUCUCAUCCCCUUCGUGUCUCCCUCAGGGUACGCUCCAUAAUCAUUCUGCAAGAGAAAGCCCAGGACCGAGAAAAGCUCCUCCUGAAAUUUAUCAAAAUAAUGAAGGUAUGCCUUUUGAAAUGUGGAUACUUAAGAAUGAGCAAACAGUUGUUUUGGGAGUGUUUGUUGAAAAAGCAACAAAUUCUCAGGUGCAUCUCCCUCCACUCUCUUGCAGCACUUACGGAAGCUAAAUAAUUUCAACUCGUAUUUGGCAAUAUUAUCUGCCUUGGAUUCAGCUCCCAUCCGAAGACUGGAGUGGCAGAAAACAACCUCAGAGGUGAGUUGGACUGUGGUCUAAUCAAUGUCCAAAGAUUGCUCAGAAACAUCAGUUUAUUGUAAAACAAUUAAAAUAUAUAUAUAUAUAUAUAUAUAUAUAUAUACAGUGAGGGCAAAAAAGUAUUUGAUCCCCUGCUGAUUUUGUACGUUUGCCCACUGACAAAGACAUGAUCAGUCUAUAAUUUUAAUGGUAGGUUUAUUUGAACAGUGAGAGACAGAAUAACAACAAAAAAAUACAGACAAAUGCAUGUCAAAAUGUUAUAAAUUGAUUUGCAUUUUAAUGAGGGAAAUAAGUAUUUGACCCGCUCUCAAUCAGAAAGAUUUCUGGCUCCCAGGUGUCUUUUAUACAGGUAACGAGCUGAGAUUAGGAGCACACUUUUAAAGGGAGUGCUCCUAAUCUCAGCUUGUUACCUGUAUAAAAGACACCUGUCCACAGAAGCAAUCAAUCAGAUUCCAAACUCUCCACCAUGGCCAAGACCAAAGAGCUCUCCAAGGAUGUCAGGGACAAGAUUGUAGACCUACACAAGGCUGGAAUGGGCUACAAGACCAUCGCCAAGCAGAUUGGUGAGAAGGUGACAACAAUUGGUGUGAUUAUUCGCAAAUGGAAGAAACACAAAAUAACUGUACAAUCUUCCUCGGCCUGGGGCUCCAUGCAAGCUCUCACCUCAUGGAGUUGCAAUGAUCAUGAGAACGGUGAGGAAUCAGCCCAGAACUACACGGGAGGAUCUUGUCAAUGAUCUCAAGGCAGCUGGGACCAUAGUCACCAAGAAAACAAUUGGUAACACACUACGCCGUGAAGGACUGAAAUCCUGCAGCGCCCGCAAGGUCCCCCUGCUCAAGAAAGCACAUAUACAUGCCCGUCUGAAGUUUGCCAAUGAACAUCUGAAUGAUUCAGAGGAGAACUGGGUGAAAGUGUUGUGGUCAGAUGAGACCAAAAUGGAGCUCUUUGGCAUCAACUCAACUCGCCGUGUUUGGAGGAGGAGGAAUGCUGCCUAUGACCCCAAGAACACCAUCCCCACCGUCAAACAUGGAGGUGGAAACGUUAUGCUUUGGGGGUGUUUUUCUGCUAAGGGGACAGGACAACUUCACCACAUCAAAGGGACGAUGGGUGGGGCCAUGUACUGUCAAAUCUUGGGUGAGAACCUCCUUCCCUCAGCCAGGGCAUUGACAAUGGGUCGUGGAUGGGUAUUCCAGCAUGACAAUGACCCAAAACACACGGCCAAGGCAACAAAGGAGUGACUCAAGAAGAAGCACAUUAAGAUCCUGAAGUGGCCUAGCCAGUCUCCAGACCUUAAUCCCAUAGAAAAUCUGUAGAGGGAGCUGAAGGUUCGAGUUGCCAAACGUCAGCCUCGAAACCUUAAUGACUUGGAGAAGAUCUGCAAAGAGGAGUGGGACAAAAUCCCUCCUGAGAUGUGUGCAAACCUGGUGGCCAACUACAAGAAACGUCUGACCUCUGUGAUUGCCAACAAGGGUUUUGCCACCAAGUAUUAAGUCAUGUUUUGCAGAGGGGUCAAAUACUUAUUUCCCUCAUUUAAAAUGCAAAUCAAUUUAUAACGUUUUUGACAUGCAUUUUUCAGUAAUUUUUUGUUUGUUAUUCUGUCUCUCACUGUUCAAAUAAACCUACCAUUAAAAUUAUAGACUGAUCAUGUCUUUGUCAGUGGGCAAACGUACAAAAUCAGCAGGGGAUCAAAUACUUUUUUCCCUCACUGUAUAUAUAUCUUCAAAGCAGUUACUGUAAGGUAACUCUAAUAUGAACUCUCUCUACACAUGUUGGUGUUGUGUUUGAUGUUAACAUGGACGACUGUCACUGUUCUGUUUACAGGGCCUAGAGGAAUACUGCACGUUAAUAGACAGUUCCUCCUCGUUCCGGGCUUACCGAGCGGCACUGUCAGAUGUGGAGUCCCCAUGUAUACCAUAUCUGUAAGUCAAACUGCUAGGUUACGAAGUGUAUGCACUUUGCUGUCACAAGUGACACAAAUGUAUUUGCACAUCUACCAUUUGUAUUGCUUACUGUGCAUAUCGUCUUUAUCGUACUGACUGUUUCUUGUUUCUUUUCCUCACACGACACACAGGGGUCUUAUCCUCCAGGACUUGACCUUUGUCCAUCUGGGCAACCCUGACCUCAUCAACGGGAAGGUCAACUUCUCCAAGCGCUGGCAGCAGUUCAACAUCCUGGACAGCAUGAGGCGCUUCCAGCAAGUGUAUGUAUACAGUGGCCAAUCUGGCUGUCGCUCUCAUACAGAUUUAUGUUCAACGCACUUUUCUUUGAAAACGUAACAAUUUGUUAAUUCGUUGGAAUUUGAGGAUAUUUUCUUUUACCACCUUUGCAAUGUUUAGAUGGUGUUUUCCCUCUCGCUCUCUCCCAGGCAUUAUGAUCUGAAACACAACGACGACAUCGUCUCCUUCUUCAACGACUUCAGCGACCACCUGGCAGAGGAGGCUCUGUGGGAGCUGUCUCUGAAGAUCAAACCUCGGAACAUUACGCGGCGCAAAACAGAUCGCGAAGAGAAGACA
Coregonus sp. 'balchen' is the source of this 34483-nucleotide messenger RNA. The record is from the annotation of a GenBank genome assembly. Lineage: Eukaryota; Metazoa; Chordata; Actinopteri; Salmoniformes; Salmonidae.